AUGCAGUCGUUCACAAUCGCCCUACCGAACAAUGCCACGGUGGUGGGCAUACACUCGAUCCCAGAUCCAGCCGCAUCUCCUCGCCAUCGUCCAUUGAUUGUCGCCUUGCACGGCGGGACUUACGACUGCCAUUAUUUUGAUGCCACGCUAGACUAUUCCGCCUCUAGAGCAAGUAUUGCUUUCGGCAUCCCGUUCAUAUCUAUUGACCGACCCUGCGUUGGUGGAACUAGCUCCUUUCUACCCGUCCCGGAGGGAUCGAACUUCAAUCAAGAAACUGGGCGCUGGUUGCAUAGCCAUAUCCUCCCUGCAUUAUGGUCUGAAUUCGGCAACGGUUGCAACUGCAUUGUCCUUCUGUGUCAUAGCCUUGGUGUAAUGGGAGGCAUCGUCGCUGCGGCGAUGCAUGCACAGGAUGAGAAGCCGCGAUAUCCGCUCGGAGGUUUGAUCGUAAGCGGAAUGGGUGACAAGGCGUCUCCAUCGGCGAACAAUUCUCCUCCACCCGUGUAUGAGAAGGUCGGCUCGGAUCAUGUUGUGAUGCCUGUGGAUGUCAAGGAUGAAAUGAUGUUUAAGCCAGGGACCUGUAGCCCAGAAGUUCUGGCGCACAGUGACCGCCUGAAUACAGCAACUCCUGUUGUGGAGUUACAGCAGUAUCCAAUUAUUUGGCUUCCCACAUGGCGAGACAAUUGGGCGAAGCAUGUCACAGCACCCGUUAUGUUCGCGCUCGUGGAAAACGAUGUCUUCUUUGAGGCAAACGAGGAGGAAAUCAGAAGCUGCACGGCAGCAUUCGAGAACAGCAUCCGGGUUGACGGCAGUCUGGUCAAAGGCGCACCUCACUGCAUGGAAUUGAGCUAUUGGUCGCAGGGGUGCCUAGACAAUAAUCAGAAGCAGAUUGACAGCCAUCUCGCACUGGAUACUAAACACAGACAUAAGCACCUGGAAUCCCGUUUAGGCAGCUGUGCGGCCGGCCGGCAGGAUUGCACUCUGCGUGAGCGUAUUGCCCUGACUCUGGUUUCACAAAUUCCGCAAAAGCCGCAGUAA
Aspergillus vadensis CBS 113365 is the source of this 1035-nucleotide messenger RNA. RefSeq lists its product as uncharacterized. The coding region runs from base 1 to 1035 and encodes 344 amino acids. The record is from RefSeq and is a predicted model, not a curated record. The transcript is spliced from 2 exons. NCBI's taxonomy places the organism in Eukaryota, Fungi, Ascomycota, Eurotiomycetes, Eurotiales, Aspergillaceae.